Neopsephotus bourkii (Bourke's parrot) is the source of this 1360-nucleotide messenger RNA. RefSeq names its product paralemmin (gene PALM). Gene Ontology annotation, cellular component: membrane. Gene Ontology annotation, biological process: regulation of cell shape. The record is from RefSeq and is a predicted model, not a curated record. The coding region runs from base 16 to 1236 and encodes 406 amino acids. The transcript has 9 exons. Lineage: Eukaryota; Metazoa; Chordata; Aves; Psittaciformes; Psittacidae.
AGGCAGAAGCGUGCGAUGGAGCCCGUCUGCUCCAUCCGGGGGGCUGUGGAAGCCAGCACCCUUCAGCAGGAGCGGCUGCAGGCCAUUGCGGAGAAGCGGAAGCGUCAGACAGAGAUCGAGAACAAGCGGCGGCAGCUUGAGGAUGACCGGAGGCAGCUGCAGCACCUCAAGUCCAAGGCUCUGCGGGAGAGAUGGCUGCUGGAGGGGGCCCCGGCCUCAGCCUCCGAGGAGGAGGAGGCCAUGAAGAAGCAGAUGCAGGAGGAUGAGGUGAAGACCAAGGAGCUGGAGGAAACCAUCCAGAGGCUGGAGAAGGAGCUGGAGACGCUGGAGAACAGCACCUCAGUGGCUUCCACCAAGGAGAACCUGGCAGAGGUGGCAGCGGCACCAGCCAAGGAGGAGAAAGCCGAGCCCGUCCCCAACACACAGAAGAGUCCCCUGGGUGCUGUCAAGGGCGGGUGUCUACCCUCUCCAUCUCCAGCCGAGAAGAAGGUCUCCAGCAGCCCCAUGAAGGCGGUGGAAGGCACUGACAUGAUGAAGGCCGCCAUGUACUCGGUGGAGAUCACUGUGGAGAAGGACAGAGUGACUGGGGAGACCAAGGUCCUGUCCAGCACCACCCUGCUCCCCCAGAACCACUGUCUGCAGGGGGUCAAAGUGUACGAGGAUGAGCUGAAAGUGGUGCAUGCGGUGAGCGCCGAGGACGGGGCCCUGCAGAACGGGGCGCACCCCCUGAGCUCCUCCGAGGUCGAGGAGCUCCUGCACAAGGCGGACGAGGCCACGCUGAGCGAAGGCACCGGGGCCAAAGCGGGCGAGGAGCCCGGGAGCGCAGCGGGCAGCCAGAAGGCGACGCCGAGACGGGAGAUCACGGGGCUGCAAACCAAGGCACGGGAGAGCCCCGCGGCCGAGGGCACGGAGCCGAGCCGCGAGCAGCCCGUUACCAUGAUCUUCAUGGGCUACCAGAACGUGGAGGACGAGGACGAGACCAAGAAGGUGCUGGGGUUGGAGGGCACCAUCAAGGCCGAGCUGGUGGUGAUCGAGGAUGCCGAGAGCAAGCCGGAGCCGGCGCUCAAGGACCACGCACCCCCCAACGGCACCGCGCUGGAGCCCGCGGCAGCGCAGCCGCUGCGGGAGGAGAGCCCGGGCGGGCAGAACCCGGGUGCCAACGCCACGGAUGCCAAGGAGGCCGAGCAGGACACGGACGUGAAGAAGCAGCGCUGCAAGUGCUGCACGGUGAUGUGAGCCCCCCCUUCGCCGAGACCCCGCCGCCCCGGCCCCCCCCCGCUCGCCAGGCCCGUGCCGGGCUCCUUCCCACCGGACACGGACCCUCCUCCUGCAGCACCGACACGGCAGAGCUGCAGCCGCG